CGCCAGGGGCGCAGCGGGCGCGGUUCCGGCGGCGGAGGGCGGAGAUGGAGGAGGCGGAGGAGGGCUGGAGAAAGGCCGUGAAAGGAGCAAAGGCUGGGUCCACCUCGCUGAGCUGCUCGGGCAGCUGCUGCUCCUCGCUGGCGAUGGCUGUGAAAGACCCCACAGCUGUUGAGCGAACAAAUUUAUUGAAUAUGGCCAAACUGAGUAUCAAGGGACUCAUUGAAUCUGCCCUGAGCUUUGGCCGAACCCUUGAUUCUGACUAUCCACCUCUGCAACAGUUCUUCGUUGUUAUGGAGCACUGCCUGAAACAUGGCCUUAAAGUAAAAAAGUCUUUUCUCAGUUACAAUAAAACAAUAUGGGGUCCUCUGGAGCUUGUGGAGAAGUUGUACCCAGAAGCUGAGGAAAUCGCUGCUAGUGUUAGAGAUUUGCCUGGUCUCAAGACUCCACUAGGACGUGCCCGAGCUUGGUUACGAUUGGCACUUAUGCAAAAAAAGAUGGCUGAUUAUCUACGAUGUCUCAUCUUUCAGAAGGAAUUGCUUGGCGAAUUUUAUGAAUAUCAUGCACUGAUGAUGGAAGAAGAAGGAGCAGUUAUCGUUGGCUUGCUCGUUGGGUUAAAUGUAAUUGAUGCAAAUCUUUGUGUAAAAGGAGAAGACUUGGAUUCACAAGUUGGUGUGAUUGAUUUCUCUAUGUAUUUAAAGAAUGAAGAUGAUAUUGAAAGCAAAGAAAGAAAUGACCAUAUUGCUGCUAUAUUGGAUCAAAAGAAUUAUGUUGAAGAACUAAACAGGCAGCUGAAUAGCACAGUGAGCAGUCUCCAUACACGCGUUGAUUCGCUAGAGAAGUCAAACACUAAACUAAUUGAAGAGUUAGCAAUAGCCAAAAAUAAUAUAAUUAAACUUCAAGAAGAAAAUCAUCACUUGCGAAGUGAAAAUACACUCAUCUUAAUGAAAACACAGCAUCAUCUAGAGAUCCUACUUGUUCCUUCAAUUACUGGUGUUCCAGAUGUGAACAAAGUGGAUGCUGAAGCAGAACUUCAGACAUACAAGCACUCCAGACAAAGCCUGGAUGACAUGUACAAUGAAGCACACAGGCAGCUUCGAGAAGAAUCACAGUUGAGACAAGAUAUAGAGAAUGAGCUGAUGGUUCAAGUUGGUAUGAAGCAUGAGAUAGAACUUGCAAUGAAGUUGUUGGAGAAGGAUAUACAUGAAAAACAAGACACUCUUAUAAGCCUGCGGCAACAGUUGGAGGAAGUCAAAGGAAUAAAUGUAGAAAUGUACAAAAAGCUACAAGUUUCAGAUGAUGCGCUGAAAGAAAAGAACGAAAUCAUUGGCAGACUUGAAGAUAAAACCAAUCAGAUUACAGCAACUAUGAAGCAGUUGGAGCAAAGAUUACAACAAGCAGAGAAGGCUCAAAUGGAGGCAGAGAGUGAAGACAAGAAAUUUAAGCAAGACUAUAUGAGUAAAUCUGAAAGUCUGCAGAAAGAUAUUACUCAAAAGGAAAAGCAAGUUGGCCAACUGGAAACAGAUUUGAAAAUAGAAAGAGAAUGGCGACAAACUAUGGAAGAAGACCUUAAAAGGGAAAAAGAAACAUCGUCUUCCUUGAAGACAGAGACCCAACAAAUCAUUACUCUUAAAAAAGAGUUCCUAAAAUUACAAGAAAAGAACAAGCAGUUGAAAAAUCUAUGCCAUGAUCAAGAAGAAGCUCUCCAAGAACUGGCUGGCAAACUUAGCGAAUCAAAGCUUAAAAUAGAAGAUAUAAAAGAAGCAAAUAAAACAUUGCAGGGACAGGUCUGGCUAAAGGACAAAGAAGCUACACACUGCAAAUUAUGUGAAAAGGAGUUUUCGCUUUCCAGAAGGAAGCAUCACUGUAGAAACUGUGGCGAAAUUUUCUGUAAUGCCUGCUCUGACAACGAACUGCCUUUGCCAUCUUCGCCAAAGCCUGUAAGGGUUUGUGAUUCCUGCCAUGCGCUGCUCAUACAGAGGUGUUCUUCCAGUGUGCCAUAAGAGUCAUCUACAGAAGAUUUCUAAAAUGUUGUUACUUCACUACAGUGGUAAGAGCUGUAACAUUACAGUAUAAACUCCUGCAGCGCUGGCCAAUGCUUUUGUAUUGUCAAAAUCUAAACAGCCAAUCUUAAAUCUUUGUGCCAUUGUGAUAUUCCUGCAGUGGCAGCAUGUCAUAUUAUGUGAGGUUCUGCUAAUGCAGCAAUUGAUAUGCCUGAUUUUACAAAUGCAUCUGCUUGUGCAACACACUUUAUUGUUCAUCGUAAUGGAUAUAGGCAGAAUGUUUUGUAUUCCCAGCAUUUGCCAUUUUAUCAUGCAGAUGGACCAUUCCAGGACCAAGUGCAGAGUUGUGCAGCUUUGUAUGUUUCAUGGCCCUCCCCACAAAAGCCAUUUAAAUGCAGAAUUGGGAAGAUUACAUAUAAGUAAAUGCAGCUACUUCAUAUACUCCUGGUGACAUAAACUGGCUUUCUUGGACAUUAUCCCUAGAUAGAAGAUUAAGUUUCCAGCCUUGUUAGUGCAGCAGUUUCAAUAUGCAUGUGGUAGCUUAGCUAGAAGAAUGAGAAGGCAAGCAGGUUUUUUGCAUCACUGGACUUCCUGAAAGAACUUUGUCAGGCAGGUCUUUUAAGUACUUUGAGAGGAACUUGCAUAUUGUGCACAGGGCUUUUGAAGAGGAACUAGCAGAAAGCAGGCCAGGUGAGGAGGUUCAGGUGUGAUAAAACUUGUUAGGGAUUUCAGAAAGAAGUUCUUUAGUUAUCCCCAUGGAAUGCUGUAGAACAGCAAUUAUAAAAUGUACUAAAUAAAUACUGCGUGGAAGAGUAGUUAAAGGAUACUGGCCGACUUGAUACUUGCUUUUUUCUUUGUCAGAAAUAAGAUCUUUUUUAACUAAAUGGCCUGAAAAAUAAUACAAAUCAGCAAAGUUAAGAGUUCUCUAGAUAUUUCCACCAGACUGCCUGAAGCUGGGGCGUGAGGAAAUUAUAUAUACAGAAAAAUUGGGGUAAUUAAGAGAUUUAUAUUGCUGAAGUUCAGUUGAUAACACUACACUGUAUACAUUAGAUGAUUUUCUAAAAGGCAUAAAACUUAAAGCAGAAUUAAGAAUACCUACACAAUAAAAAAUGCUUUAAGUACUCCUUUUAAAAACAAGUCUAGCUGAACGUUACUGUAAUUUGAGACUGUACUUAGUAAGUUCACAUGCACACAGAAACCUAAAGGAGGCUUUUCAUACAACAAGGUAGAAUUUGUACCUUGAAGGGCAUAUUAUAUACUUAUGCCUAAUUACUAAUUCUGUUUACAAGCAAACCACCUAUUCUCAUUAACCUUUGAGACAGGAAAUGACUUGUUAGACUAACAAGCAUAGCAAACCUGUGUGCUAAAUGUAAUAAAACACAUCAAUACAAGCCCUGGAUGGGAUUAUUUGUGCCAUUUGAUUUUAUAUGUACAUCCGGUACAGCUGGAAUAGAGGGAAAACAUUAAAUUCACCCUUUGUUUGAGAUUUUUCUUUCAUCUUCAAGAUAGACCCCUGCACAAAACUAAGCCUAAAGAGGAAAUGGUGGUGGCAGUGACAGCAAGUAGCCUUGUUGAGCUGCACAAGGGGCAUUUUUGUGUCUUCAGCACUUGAGUACCACAAAUUUAAGAUCAGGAGGCCUUUACUUGCUUUAACCUGGGAAGAGGUAUCCCACCAGGAAAAUACUUCAUCUUCUUUCUUUGGAACGGCUUCUGUGUCUUUAGCAGUGUAUAGGGAAAUUCAGCAGCUGAUACUGUACCCUCUGCUGUAAAUUUCACCAUGAAGGUGUACUGUGUAUGCUGAAUUUUUGUAUGCCAUAUAAGAGUUGUUAAUGUACAGGAUUCCUAUGCAGCCUGUUUAGUCCUAUACUAGUGGUAUUCCUCAAAGUUGACCCUAAACCUACUCUCAAUUCCCAUCAGGUACAGAAAGCACAAUAAAAGAACCACAACACUACAAAGUUCUGAUUACUAGCCACUUACUCAAACUGCAGUUAGCUUGGAAUAUAUUUAACAUGUUCAGUUCAAAAGGGCAACUUUUCCAUCAGCCUUCUAGCUAACCUGUUUCAGAGAUGGAAGCCAAUGGCCAUUUGAUAAGAUUCUGAGAAAUAAGUUGUGCCUAAUCCCAAAGUUUUAUUAAUUUCCAAACUAUUUGACAGUAUUUCAAGACUGGAAUGCAUCCACAAAAAAGGUAGGCAAGAAAUGCCCUGUGUUUUUGAUACUAGAAAGCUGUUCUAUUUGACAGAAAUUCCUUUUCUUCCAGUGUUUGUCCAUAUUUACCAAAUGGUAAAUUAAAAAUACACUAACAGUGCCGAAUUGACACAUUUUAGUGCUUAGCAUGAGUACCAUAAAUUUAAGAUAAUCAAAUAGCCUUUUCUUGCUUUAACUUUAGAACUAUUUCUUCCACACAAAAAACCCCAUAGAUUUUAGUGGCAUUGAGAAUCCAUUUUCAGACUCACAGCACCCACCAUAAGUUACUUUUCCAUUCCAAUUAGCACUAGUAUGGCAGAUGUGAUGUACUGACUACUUGCUGGGAUCUUAAUGGACAGGUUUUUUUAACGUCUUAAUAACCUGCUCAUCCUCAGUUUUUGUCAUGAUGUUUGGGUCAAGGAAGCUAUGAGACUAACUCACCCUAGUAGAAACAGAGAUGAGAUUAGACUUGCCUUUUUUCAACAAAAUUUCUAUCAUUCCUGCCACUACUGAUUUAGCUAUUUCAGAACAAGCUUUCAAUAUCAAUGGUGCAUGUGUGCCAAGAAUUUUUUGACUAGUACAGCUUUUGUAAGUUUUAACAUGACAUUUUUGUAACUUUAAAUACGAAUGUUUGUAAUCUUGUGGUUUGGACAAAUUAAAUAUUUGAGAAAUUUUCA
This is a messenger RNA of Podarcis muralis (Common wall lizard), 4861 nucleotides long. RefSeq names its product RUN and FYVE domain containing 2 (gene RUFY2). The record is from RefSeq and is a predicted model, not a curated record. NCBI's taxonomy places the organism in Eukaryota, Metazoa, Chordata, Lepidosauria, Squamata, Lacertidae. Gene Ontology annotation, molecular function: metal ion binding. Gene Ontology annotation, cellular component: cytoplasm.